AUCCUUACGCAAUUCUUCCACAGGCUCCAGCAAAUAAAGGGCCUUUGGACCCUCCACCAGUCUGCCUUUUCCAGCAGAGCACCUGGGUUGGGCCUGAAGCCUCCAGCUACCUGCCUGCCGACCUGCCAGGACCUCUCCGGAGCAACCAUGAAGUGCCUCGUCCUGCUCCUUUGCCUUGCUCAGCUCUGUGGCUGCCACUCUGUCCCGCAUGGCCCAAUUCUGGGUAAUAGGGAACCAGCCUGUGAUGACCCAGAAACAGAGCAAGCAGCCCUGGCAGCCGUGGACUACAUCAAUAAGCACCUUCCUCAUGGCUUCAAGCACAUCUUAAACCAGAUUGACAGUGUGAAGGUGUGGCCGCGGCGGCCCACGGGAGAGGUGUUUGACCUUGAAAUAGACACACUGGAAACCACCUGCCAUGUACUGGACCCCACCCCCCUGGCAAACUGCAGCGUGAGGCAGCUGAAAGAGCACGCGGUGGAAGGAGACUGCGAUUUCAAUGUGCUGAAACAAGACGGAGAGUUUUCCGUGUUGUCUGCAAAAUGUGAUUCCAGUCCAGACUCGGCCGAGGACGUGCACAAGAUGUGUCCAGACUGCCCCCUGCUGGCCCCGCUCAACGACAGCCGGGUGGUGCACGCAGUAGAGGCCGCGCUGGCUGCCUUCAACGCCCAGAAAAACGGCUCCUACUUUCAGCUUGUGGAAAUUUCUCGGGCUCAAUUGGUGCCUCUUUCAGCUUCUGUCUCUGUGGAGUUUGCAGUGGCUGCCACUGACUGUGUUGCUAAAGAGGUCGUAGACCCAGCCAAGUGCAACCUGCUGGCAGAAAAGCAAUAUGGCUUCUGUAAGGGGACAGUCACUGAGAAGGUUGCUGGUGGGGAAGAUGUUGCAGUGACCUGCACGGUGUUCCAAACACAGCCUGUGCUCCCGCAGCCCCAACCAGACGACGCCGAAGCAGGGCCCCUCACCACUGCACCGGGCUCGGCUAGGCCAGCACUUUCUCCAGCUGGCCAGCCCGCAGCCUCCCUGGUGGUGGGACCCAGGGCUGUGGCAGCUCCCCCGACACACUACGACCUGCGCCACGCCUUCUCGGGUGUGGCCUCAGUGGAGUCAGCCUCAGGAGAAGCGUUUCAUGUGGGGAAGACACCCAAGGUGGCGCAGCCUAGCAUUCCUGCUCCUGAAGGUCCAGUUCCAGUGGUCCGCCCUUGCCCGGGGAGAAUCAGACACUUCAAGAUCUAGAAGACGGUCAGAGAUGAGAAGGUUUGGCACAGAGAACGUGGCCACCAUUUUGUCCAAGUAUGGGUUUGGGUGGGAGCUGUGUCUGCUAUCAAAGCAGGUGCUACAUGUGGUCUAGAUUAAUGUCAAGUCUUGAAUGCCAGCUUCUCGUCAUCCUUUGGAGGUUGGGGAACAGAGCGGGUGAUAGUUAUGUUUGAUGGAAGGCAUAAGGUCAGCAACUUGAUUGUUAUUGUUUUGAUGCUAAGCCACCACCAUUGUGUUCUCUACUUUCUCUUGACCUCACAAAAAUAAUUGGAACUGUGAUUUUUGAAAGGUGCUCUUGCCAAGUUUAUAUCUGCUUGUUAAUAAAAAUGCCUGAAGGACCUUCCUUAAAAAAGAAGGUUCUAAGCUGAAA
This is a messenger RNA of Delphinapterus leucas (beluga whale), 1621 nucleotides long. RefSeq names its product alpha 2-HS glycoprotein (gene AHSG). Lineage: Eukaryota; Metazoa; Chordata; Mammalia; Artiodactyla; Monodontidae. Gene Ontology annotation, biological process: negative regulation of endopeptidase activity. Gene Ontology annotation, cellular component: extracellular region; blood microparticle; extracellular matrix. Gene Ontology annotation, molecular function: cysteine-type endopeptidase inhibitor activity. The record is from RefSeq and is a predicted model, not a curated record.